Molecule: messenger RNA, 345 nt
Organism: Blepharisma stoltei
Lineage: Eukaryota; Ciliophora; Heterotrichea; Heterotrichida; Blepharismidae
Source: the annotation of a GenBank genome assembly
AUGGCUACUGUUUUAAAGGAAGUUAGAGUCGCUGAUUGAAAUGAAUCUCUAUGUGGGUGUUUCAAUGGCAUAGGUUCUUGUCUCUGGGUAUUGUGCAUACCUUACGGUGCUUGUUGCCUGCAAGGCAUGGCAAUUCAAAUAGCAACAGAGGGUACUGAAGGUUGUUUCCUGCCAUGCUGGGUUGGAGCCUGUUGGUGACCAACUGGAAUGGCUCUCAAUCGUGGAAAUAUUAGAGGAUUAUUCAGGAUUCAAGGAAACUGACUUUGUGACUGUUGCAUACAUUAUUAUUGUUUCCCAUUCGCGUCAUGUCAAGAGUAUAGAGAAGCUCGCUACAGGAUGGGUUAA